Messenger RNA from Lethenteron reissneri (Far Eastern brook lamprey), 7407 nucleotides. RefSeq names its product receptor-type tyrosine-protein phosphatase beta-like. Gene Ontology annotation, biological process: peptidyl-tyrosine dephosphorylation involved in inactivation of protein kinase activity; angiogenesis. NCBI's taxonomy places the organism in Eukaryota, Metazoa, Chordata, Hyperoartia, Petromyzontiformes, Petromyzontidae. The record is from RefSeq and is a predicted model, not a curated record. Gene Ontology annotation, molecular function: cadherin binding. Gene Ontology annotation, cellular component: signaling receptor complex; membrane.
AUUACUCGCUGCAAAGUACGCCUCCACUUUGUCCACUUAACCCCUCGUCUGGCCAACGAAACGCACCUUUGAGCGAAAUCGCUGUCUCACGACAUACGUGGUGACAUCGGGCUGGCGGGCAAACGGCAACAGGCAAGCUUAUACCCAUCAAUCCGCACCGGAAAAGCGUGGACAUGGGCCGCUUGGCCCCGCCGUCCCGGCUUCUGUCCGGAUCAUCGCAGCUGCUGCUGCUGAUGCUGAUGCUCGGCACGGUUGCAAGAGUUGCAAAUGGUUGUCAGAUAUCAGGAGUGCAGGUGAGUGCCAGGAGUGAAACAACGAUCACAGUCACGUGGACGGAGGUCGGUGUGGACGCCACCAGCUACGUCUUACAAUUAACCGACCGAAUCACACUCACAUUCUCGUCCUUCACUGUCAAUGGGAGCGCCUCCAACUUCACAUUCACGGGACUGGUGCCUAACAGAUACUACAUCAUUGCCAUAACUGUCAACUGCAUUGGCACAAGACACGUCUCUUACACCGUGUACGACAGCACAUUGCCACCCAAAGUCAAUGUGACCAUUACUGACAAGACAAUGACAAGCAUGAGCUUCUCAUGGGAGGUUCCUUCCUCCAGUUUGUACUACAGUGCUCGCUUGAAAGACAAUAACAACAUAAACCAGUCCUCGUAUGUGCUGUCUACGGGUAGCAUCACAUACACCAAUCUGAUUCCUGACACAAACUACUAUGCAUAUGUGGAGACGAGAAAUCUUUAUUGCUCCCAAGGAUCUGAUGUGGUCAUGGAUAGAACCUUGCCAGCCAAAGUCAAUGUCAGCACCAUUGCCAAGAAUGCGACCACCAUAACGGUGUCAUGGAACAUGUCCUCUGUUGACCUGUACUACUACUAUACCACCUCCUUAAAAGAGCGUCAAGACGGACCAAAUCUCCAAUCUCAGACCAGGGCAACAUUACCACCGAGCGUUACAUUUACUGGUCUGGUACCUGGAAGGAAUUAUUUUAUUUUCGUGACAAUCAACAUCCGGGGAUCAUAUACUAUAUCAGUCACUGUCACGGAGAGAACAUUGCCCCCCAAACCUACUUUGUCCAUCACUGCCAAUACCAUGACGACUAUGACGGUGUCGUGGGCAGCCCCUGCCUCUGACGUGGACUACUACCUGGUCUACUUGAGAGAGACAGCAAACGGAACCUUAGUCAAAACCAAUAAUGUAACUUCCAGACCAACAACGUUCAAUGAACUGGUUCCUGGGAGGAAUUAUUCUGUCUCUAUAGAGGCUCACAGCGCGGAUCUGUUCCAGAUAUCAGAUGCAGUCAUGAGUAGAACCUUGCCUCCAAAAGUCAAUGUCACCAUCAGUGUCAGCAGCCCUACAGCCAUGACGGUCUCAUGGGUGGCUCCUAUUUCAGACCUUGACUACUACGUGGUCCACUUAAGUGAAACGUACAACGCAACAGCAGUGAAGAGCUUCAUUUUGUCCUCCACCAUUACAACACAAGCAUUUACUGAUCUGGUCUCUGGAAGAAGUUAUAACGCUUAUGUAACAGUAUACAGUGGCAUCAACUCCCAACCGUCAGACAUUGUCACGAAUAAAACCUACUUGCCAAUUCGGCUGGCUGGGAGUAACACCGCAUGUCAGGGCCGGGUGGAGGUGUUCUACAAUGGCCAGUGGGGCACGGUGUGUGACGACCUCUGGAGCCCACAGGAUGCCAAGGUCGUGUGUCGUCAGCUGGGUUGUGGGCUCACUGCCUUUGCCGUGUCAUUGGCUCGCUUUGGAUUGGGCAGUGGCUUUAUCUGGCUCGACGAUGUUCAGUGCUCUGGUUAUGAGACUCAGCUCUCCGACUGUAGUCAUCGUCCCUGGGGGACGCACAACUGCGGCCACAAUGAAGAUGCCUCAGUCAUCUGCUUGCAAGUGCCAAGUUUCAUCGUUUUAACCAUCACCAACAAGACUACCACGACCAUGACAGUCUCAGGGACGACUUCUCUCCCGGAAUUGUUCUCCUACUGGGCCUACUUGCGAGAGACUGCGAGUGGAUAUUUGGUUACAACAUUGCGGAUUAACUCAUCCACGGAAACAUUUACUGGCCUGGUUCCUGGAAGGAACUACUCCGUGUCUGUGGAGGCUUCAAAUACAACCUUUUCAUAUGAGUCAGAUGUGGUCACGGACAGAACUUUGCCUCCUAAAGUCAAUGUCACCGUCAUCGUCCACAACUCUACAGCCAUGACGGUCUCAUGGGUGGCUCCAAUUUCAGAUGUUGACUACUACAUAGUCUACUUAAAUGAAACUUACAACGCACAAGCAGCAUAUCACUUCAAUUUUUCCUCCAAUGUUACAAUGCAGCGCUUCAUUGGUUUUGUUCCUGGUAGAAGUUACCAGAUAUCUGUAACAGCGUACAGUGGCAUCAAUUCCCAAUCAUCAGCCAUCGUUACUAAAAGGAGCUUUCCUCCACAAGUCAAUGUUACCGUCAUCGUCAACAGCCCUACAGCCAUAACAGUCUCAUGGGUGGCUCCGACUUCAGACGUUGACUAUUACAUGGUCUACUUAAAUGAAACCUACAAUGCAACAGCAGUGAAGAGCUUCAUUUUGCCUUCCACCGUUACAACACAAGCAUUUACUGAUCUGGUCCCUGGUAGAAGUUAUAACGCUUCUGUAACAGUAUACAGUGGCAUCAACUCCCAACCGUCAGACAUUGUCACGAAUAGAACCUUGUCAAGUUACAUCGUUUUAACCAUCACGAGGAAGACUACCACGACCAUGACAGUCUCAGGAACGACUUAUCUCCCAGACUCGUUCUCCUACUGGGCCUACUUGAGAGAGACUGCGAGUGGAAACUUGGUUACAACAUUCCAGAUUUACUCAAACGUGACAACAUUUACUGGCUUGGUUCCUGGAAGGAACUACUCUGUAUCUGUGCAGGCUUCCGAUGGGUCUGUCUCAUAUUGGUCAGAUGUGGUAAUGGACAGAACCUUGUCAAGUUACAUCGUUUUAACCAUCACGAGGAAGACUACCACGACCAUGACAGUCUCAGGAACGACUUAUCUCCCAGACUCGUUCUCCUACUGGGCCUACUUGAGAGAGACUGCGAGUGGAAACUUGGUUACAACAUUCCAGAUUUACUCAAACGUGACAACAUUUACUGGCUUGGUUCCUGGAAGGAACUACUCUGUAUCUGUGCAGGCUUCCGAUGGGUCUGUCUCAUAUUGGUCAGAUGUGGUAAUGGACAGAACCUUGUCAAGUUACAUCGUUUUAACCAUCACUAGCAAGACUACCACGACCAUGACAGUCUCAGGAACGACUUAUCUCCCAGACUCGUUCUCCUACUGGGCCUACUUGAGAGAGACUGCGAGUGGAAACUUGGUUACAACAUUCCCAAUUUACACAAACUCGUCAACAUUUACUGGCCUGGUUCCUGGAAUGAACUACUCCGUGUCUGUGCAGGCUUCCGAUGGGUCUGUCUCAUAUUGGUCAGAUGUGGUAAUGGACAGAACUUUGUCAAGUUACAUCGUUUUAACCAUCACCAACAAGACUACCACGACCAUGACAGUCUCAGGAACGACUUAUCUCCCAGACUCGUUCUCCUACUGGGCCUACUUGAGAGAGACUGACAGUGGAAACUUGGUUACAACAUUCCCGAUUUACUCAAACUCGUCAACAUUUACUGGCCUGGUUCCUGGAAUGAACUACUCCGUGUCUGUGCAGGCUUCCGAUGGGUCUGUCUCAUAUUGGGCAUAUAUAAUGGACAGAACUUAUCCAGCAUCUGUCAGAGACUUUUCUUGCUUUCCGUAUUCCACGGAGAAUAUUUCCUGCAGUUGGUCUCUCCCCGACGGUGUAUGGAGCAUGCUGUACCUGGAAGUGAUCAACGGCAAUGAUCUAUUGCAGUCCGUAGGCAUCUUCAACAAUAGCCUCGAAGUCUAUACCAUGUAUUCUUUGAAUGAAAUAAUUACGGAGCCUCGGGGAAUGGAAGAACAAAUUUAACAUUUGCCAUGCUUGGACGUCUGGAGCGGAACACUGAAUACUUGGUCAAUAUCACCACCUAUUCAGGAAAAUUGUUCAGUAAAACUCUACAAGGAAAAGCAAAGAUCGUAAGCGCUCCUCCACCCGUUUCGGAGACGGUGUACAUCACGACGGUGCAGAACCAGGUGACACCGAGCAGCCUAACAAUCUCCUUCAGCUGCAGCUGGUUCCAGAACACAAACGGCGACCUCAAGUACUACACGGUCAUCGUCAAGCAGUCCAAGGGUACCAGCAGCGAGAGUCCAGAGAAGAGGUGGCCUCUGAGCACGUACUCAGAAUAUGCGAGUGGAAGCACGAACGUGUACCAGGUGGACGAUCGUGUUUACCCCUCCGAGUGCUCCAACCCCAACUCCGUCGUCAGUGUCCAAAUUGGUACCGGCAGAACGAGCAGCAGCUUCUCCAAUGGCCCCUUAAAGCAAAACACUGCCUACAGAAUCAGUUUCCGUGUCUACACGUACCUCCCAAACGUACGCUCUGUCCGCGCUGGAGGGGUAGCCAUCUUCACGGACACACGCUUCUCUCUACCACUCAUGACAUUAUUGAGUGUCAUCGGAAGCUCGGGAAGCAUCGUUGGCCCUGUGGUGGGAGGUGUGGUGGGAGGUGUGCUGGGAGCAUUGGUGAUCAUUGUUGGAGGGGUCUUACUCUACGUACGCCGGGAGCGGCUGAACUGUUUCAAGAGACCUGAUUCCACACAGCAAACUAGAAGAAAAUGGGAUGAACUCCCGGCUAUACCAAGUGGCAUGAAAAAGGAUGUUGGUGAUGCAAGUCAUAAGGCCGACAAUGAAUACAUGAAUUCUGACGACUCAGUUUAUGAAGAUCUGGAUAAUGGUAAACGCCAAGAGAACCACGACUCGGGUGCACCGUCGAAGACAGAAGAUGAUGCCAAGACCGUGGGCAGUUCCGAUCCCACCUAUCUCGCCCCCGACAAUGCAUACGUCAAUGUGAAAUAGCCAUUCAAGUCACUCUCCACCUCCUCCUGUUCGAUAUAAAAAAAACGGCUCCUCUACUAUGUUUCAAAACAUGAACCAGACCUUCCCUGUGCUGGGUUCAUAUUAAGGUCAAUUUUACCUUGUACUCAAGGUUAAUUAAUUCGUGCCAGGUACAAAUUUAUCAGGUGUGAUAUUGUUAUAAUGCCACCAGCGGGCCGACAUUGCACUUAUUCGAGAACAAAUAUUUAUCUUGCAAAAACUGCUCUGCAUUUUUGCAGCUGAGCUUAUAGAUAUGUGCUUGUAUCGGGUAUCUGUACUAGUCUAAGGGUACCGAUGCAAGUGUAAUGGUCUCUGGAAAUCUAUAGGCGUCUGCUUCGAAUGGUUGAUGUAGGUGUAGAGUAACAACUAUAAUUUUACGUUGAGGUGGUUGAGCCAGAUGAUUGUGUCAGAUGUCGUGGAUUGUACUGCUCUGAUGAUGCCUCCCCCCUUCGUAUUUGUGAAUUGGGCAUUGAAGAGUCAUACCUUCUGUGGUCUACUCUGGGUGAACACAGGUACACACUACCGGAGAGUUUUUAUUUUCAAUUGUGCUUAAAGUAACCGUAUCUGCCAUUGUUUGUGUGGAUUCACUUUGGGGUUGUGCCCAUAAUUUUCGUGGAAAAUUAAAGCCAUGGAUCGUCUGCGUCGGGUCUUGAUUCUGGGUUAACGUGUUAUAAAUAUAACACAUUAACCUAGAAUCAACACAUUUGGCGAUAUAAAUAUAUAUGCAUUACUUACCAACAUAGCCUAUACGGGAGUUCAUCUAUAGAGUGUUAAUCUGUUGCUAUUCUUUGUUAAGAUUAUCGGUUUCAUGUCAGACUCAUUUGUGGCUACAUGGUGAUGACACACAGGAUGUGAGGAUCAGUAAUAAUUAUCAAAAUUAUAAGUAAUCGAUCAUUUUUCACAAUCACUUGAAAUGAUAAAACCCAAAUCCUCUGCAAAUUUCGCGUUAAAAUUAAUACAUUUUACCCAUUGGAUGUGUCAUGGUACUCUUUUAACAUCAAUGGUGUGCCAAGGUGGGGAGAUGUUAACUACCUUGCCUGGUAUACAGGAGGUCGUGGGUUCGAUCCCGACCCUGAAGCCUGUUGUAUAUUUGGAGCUUGCGUGUUCUCUCCGUGGUCAUGUAGAUUUUUCUCAAAGUCCUCCGAUUUUGCCUUCCACAUUUUAGAAUCGACAUCACGCAUUUAGAGUAUUUGGCUGCUAUAAAUGUCCAAAUGAUAAGCAAUUACAUUGAGCUAUCAAUUGUGAUAACCAGAUCGCUUCUAAAAAUAGUUAUAAAGCUCAGUGGGCCUUGUCUGGUAAAAUAAAAAUAGUUUAGUUUAAGGAUCACCAUGUACUUUAUUUGUAUUUACCAUGUAAUUAAUAUGUAUCCACUAUAUAAUACAGCUGGUUUAAAGUUAAUGUGUAGGUUUAGUUCUAUAAAAUGUUAAGGUAAAUGGGAGUAAAUUAAACACCUUAAUUAUAUACACGUGAAUUUUUCCCAUUAAAAUUGUGACUUAAUGUCUAAAUGUUAUACUUCUUUAUGACAGGUAUUUGGCUAUAAUCAGGAGUAUCUGCUUUCAUGUCCUCAUAAACUUUAUUGACACCCGCAUCAAUUUCCUUUUUUUUCACAAAGAAACACUUCCCCAUGAGAGACAUGCAAGGACGAAUGCGAGAGCUCAUUUUCUGUGAGUUUUAGCUGCUAUCAAAUUGUUGUUAAUCAGAAAAUUCACUCUAGGAGGCCGCUAUAAACAGUACAUGAUACGCAGUUUGAUGCCAUCUUAGAAAUACAGGAAAUCCUUUCCUCUACACAUUUUUUUUCAUUAAAAAAAUGUAUUGUGCAAAGUAUAUUUAAACGCUCGACAAUGUUAAUAAUAUUUACAUUCGCAAUACUUCCUGUUUAUUGCUUGGGUUGAUGUGUGGUAACAUAACAGAAAAGGAGGGAGUGUCGUAUUACAUAAUCGUAAAAAUCUAUACUACAAGAGGAAACCGAUAAGGUAUAAGGCUCUAUUUCGAUUAAAAGCUUUCAUGACUGCAGGGAUUCAUCUUCUUGGUUCUUUCGGUAAAGUCACGUAGAAGGGAAGUAAUAAAAUUAUAAAAAUAAAACAUAAUAAAAUAAUUCUCACGACGUUUCGGACACAACACAAGCAGCCGUCCUCAGGUGAAGACCAGGUCUGUCGAGGCGACAGCGUCUUUUUAUUUUAUUACGUUUUAUUUUUAUUAUUUUAUUACUUCCCUUCUACGUGACUUUACCGAAAGAACCAAGAAGAUAUAAGGCUCUAUUUCACAGAUGUCCAAUAGGGGGCGGGUAAUAACGUUACAACAAACAAUACAAAACACGAUAAGAGUGCAAAGUAUUAGGAAAGGUUAAAACAACUGUAAACCAAACUACAGUUUUCCCAUAUGCCUUUGAGUUUGGAGAUCGCGGAAUCCUUGAACCAAUUUCAAAUAAAGUGUAU